Molecule: messenger RNA, 1573 nt
Organism: Hydra vulgaris (swiftwater hydra)
Lineage: Eukaryota; Metazoa; Cnidaria; Hydrozoa; Anthoathecata; Hydridae
Source: RefSeq, a predicted model, not a curated record
CGCAAAUGGGUUGUUUAAAAUUUGAAAUAUAAUCAGGUGGGGUAAAGUGGUUCUAUGUGUGUAAAAUAUUAUGAUAUGUAAUUUUAUUAUCGAAGUUGUUGUUAGUAACAUUAUAGACCUAUUAGUUUUAUCAGACCUAACUAUUUUCGUGUUAAUAAUUCUUUAGAACUAAACACUUAUGUUUGAAGUUUAUAUCUUUGAAAUUUAUAUUAGGAAACGUGUUUAUUUAUUUGUAUGAAACAAUAUAUUCACCUAGGUCAAAUAAAAUAUUAUAUAAGUAUAAUUUUUUUUGUGAUAUGUUAUGAAUAAUGCUAGUUUAUUUCUUUAAAAUUGAACAGAUUUUUCAUAAAUAUUGCUUUAGAAAAAACGCCAAGAUGUUACAAUAAAAAAAUAAAACCCAAGCUGAUAGUUUGGAAAAAGCAAUUAUGUUAGUAUGUGAAGAAAAAAAGACAAUUUAUCAUGCUGCUAAAAAAUGUUCUGUUCCUAAAGAAACAUCGAGGAGAAGAAUAAAACAAAAAGAAUUAAAUGCAAACAAACGUGAAGGUCGAAAAAGUGUGCUGAGUGAUAAUGGUGAAAUUAUGAUUGUAGCUGCAGCUCAGUAUUGUCAAAGAUAUGGUCUUCCAUUAGAUUCUUUUGACAUUUGUAAUUUAGUUACUCAAUUUUGCACUGCCAUGAGGAUAAAAACUCCUUUUAAAAAUGGAAUUCCUGGGAAAGAUUGAAUAAUUUCUUUUAGGAAGCGUCAUGUUGAUAAACUUUACGUAAACCUGAAAUACUUACAUUUUCAAGAGCUAAAAGUUUAACACGUAAAGUUAUAGAUAAUUUUUUUACUAUUUUAUCUGAUGUAAUCCAUAAUAAUAACAUUGUACCAAGUAGUAUAUACAACCUUGAUGAGACUGGGCUCUCCACAAACCACUUAACGAAGACAGUAUUUGUACAUCCAAAAAGCAAAGAUGCUUAUGAACUUGCUGCUUCUUCUGGUAAAGCUAUCUUUUCUGUGCUGUUCUGUGUGUCUGCAGAUGGAAGAUAUUUUCCACCAUUUGUUGUUUUUAAGGGAGAUGGCUAUCUGUAUUCUAAAUGGAUAGAAAAAGGACCACAAGGAUGUGCUUUUGGUGCAACAGCAAGUGGAUGGAUGCAAGACUUUCUAUUUGAAAACUGAGAUGCAAAAUGUUAUUCUCACCGAGCUUGCAGAAAUAAAAGUUUUUUUAAAAGAAGUUAUAGAAAUUAAGUAUCAGGCUACUGGGGUGAAGUUGCUAGAAUCAGUGGACGAAGUGGUUACACUGGAUAAUAAACUAAAAGAUAAAACCGAGUAUACUCAUUUGCUUGAUAGUUUGAAAAAGAUUGGUGGUGGAAAGCCAAGAGAACAUGUUUUUUUGAUCAUGAAAAGGUUAUUUUCGAAUCAGUUACAGUCCAAAUUUAAUCAAAAAGAAAAUGGGGAAAAGAUAAGCUUAGAAAAUCUAGUAAAUAUAUGUAGUGUUUUACGAGAUAUCGGCGACGUGGAAGAAAAUGUUGACGGCAAUGCAGAAAUAUAGUUUCUUACGUAUAUUUUUGUGAAAUAAAAAUUAAGUGAUGUUAG